Messenger RNA from Amaranthus tricolor (Joseph's coat), 1380 nucleotides. RefSeq names its product cathecol O-methyltransferase 1-like. Gene Ontology annotation, molecular function: protein dimerization activity; O-methyltransferase activity; S-adenosylmethionine-dependent methyltransferase activity. Gene Ontology annotation, biological process: methylation. NCBI's taxonomy places the organism in Eukaryota, Viridiplantae, Streptophyta, Magnoliopsida, Caryophyllales, Amaranthaceae. The coding region runs from base 91 to 1218 and encodes 375 amino acids. The transcript has 4 exons. The record is from RefSeq and is a predicted model, not a curated record.
AAACCAACCUACCAAAACCCAGAUAUUCAAUAAUUCAAUUUAUGAAUCCCUGUUCUUAACUCAUCCUAAACUUCCCAGCAACCAAAAACAAUGUCAAACUCCUCUGCAUCUGAAAAACCCACCACCAUUUCUAACACUAAUCUUCAACUACCUUAUCACGACGAAGAAGAAGAUUCAGAUUUUCUUGCCGCAGCACAAAUUUUACAGUCAGGAACACUUCCUUUGGCCCUAAAAACAGCAGUGGAGCUUAACAUUUUUGGCAUUAUGGCGAAGGCCGGUCGACCGCUUUCGCCCAAUGAGAUUGCUGCUCAGCUUCCUGCGUCCCGAAACCCGGAUGCUCCGUCACUGCUGGACCGAAUACUUCGCCUGUUGGCGUGUCACUCGGUCGUCAGCUGCUCUGUUGUCGACGGGGCUGACGGAAAUGUAGAAAGGCGGUAUGGGCUGACGGGGCUGACGGGGCUGCUCUGCUCUGUUGGAGAUGAGAAUGGAAUUAGCUUAGGUCCUUUCAUUUCCUUGGUUGAAGAUCCUAUUGUUCGUGCAAGCUGGGUUAAGUUCAAUGAAGCAAUAUUAGAGGGAGGCAUUCCAUUCAACAAAAUGUAUGGAGUCCAUGCAUUUGAUUAUCCUGGCUUAGAUCCAAGAUUCAAUCAAGUUUUCAAUGCAGCAAUGUUUAGUUAUACAACUAUUAUCACCAAGAAACUACUUGACAAAUACAAAGGUUUUGAGGGUAUCAACACACUUGUUGAUGUAGGUGGUGGUCUUGGACAUACUCUUCAUGCUAUUACUUCAAUGUAUCCUUCCAUCAAAGCCAUCAAUUUCGACUUGCCACAUGUUGUUUCCAACGCCCAAUCUUACCCGGGUGUGGAACAUGUGGGUGGAGACAUGUUUGAAUGUGUUCCUCAAGGUGAUGCCAUUUUCAUGAAGUGGAUUCUUCAUGAUUGGAGCGAUGAUCGUUGCUUAAACGUUUUGAAGAAUUGUCACAAAGCAAUACCUGAAAACGGAAAGGUGAUCGUGGUGGAAUCGAUUUUUACUGAAGAACCCGAAAGUAGUGUCAUUGCCAAAACAAUCAGUCAAAUGGAUGUGUAUAUGAUGAACAAAAAUCCAGGAGGAAAAGAAAGAACACAAAAAGAGUUCAUAGCUUUGGCUAAUGCAACUGGUUUUACACAGGUUAAGUUUAUUUGUCGUGUUUGUCAAUUUUGGGUCAUGGAAUUUUAUAAGUAAAAAGAUCAUCUUUUUAUUCAUUAGUGGUAGGAGCAAGAUGUUGAUUCUUGAUCUCAUUUUCAUAAGAGAUUGUAACAGCAUGACAUUAAAAAAAAUUGUGAGGACCGAUUUAAUUUGAUUAGUUUAUUUGACUUCAUAUUAGUAUUAGAUAUUACUAUUUCA